This is a messenger RNA of Thermothielavioides terrestris NRRL 8126, 1496 nucleotides long. RefSeq lists its product as uncharacterized. The coding region runs from base 188 to 1201 and encodes 337 amino acids. The transcript has a single exon. The record is from RefSeq and is a predicted model, not a curated record. NCBI's taxonomy places the organism in Eukaryota, Fungi, Ascomycota, Sordariomycetes, Sordariales, Chaetomiaceae.
AACGCUUUUAACUCCCGGAGGAGCACCGGCAGUGCUGCUGUGUCGAAAGGUCUUUUGUUCAGUCUCACGAGCACUUGCACCCCUGCAGUUGCAGCACCGCAGCAGCCGCCUGGAAGCACAGCACCCUACCUAGCCGCAGAAGACUCGCCUGAAACAGCUCGCAGCAGCCCCAACAGCAGCUGUGGAAAUGCCGAGCGCAACCCCACAGCCCCAGCUGAAAAAGAAAGCCAGCUUCCGAGAUCGACUCAAGGCAUGGCAAAAACCACGACAACCUCUCGAAGUGCUCGCGGAGGAGUCGAAACCUCGGUUCGUCUAUGAGCCAAAACAUGCUGCCGCCGAUUUCUCGCGGCUGGCCGUUUCCCCCCUGAGCCCGACGCGGCAGCGGCUCCCAGCGGCGAUGUGGCCCGUGGAGGACGACACUGUCGAGGCGACCGGCAGGAUACCACAACGACGAGACUCCACACCCCGAGUGCGCCGGCACUCCUAUGCGCUCGCCGAGGAGCCAUUCCACGCCGCCAACGGAGCCGCCCACGUCCCAGUCGCCAGCCGGCCUGUCGCGUGGUCUCCGGCAGCGGACCGCGCAGCGCAAGGGGGCCACGACCAGGCUUCGCAAACGCUGUCCGACUACGAACUGUUCAUCGCGCGCGCCGAGGCAGAGGACCGGGAGCGGCGCGAGCGGGUCCUGCGCAGCAUCAGCCAGCGGUCCCCUCCGAGCGUCAGGCCCGAUCCGCACCGGCAGUUCGCAACCGCGGCGGGCUCGGCGUCGGUGGACCGAAGCUCCGGAAGCAGCAACAGCCGCAGCCGCUUUGUGCUUAGCGACGGCAGCGCAGGCAUGCCCACGCAUCAACCGCAUCAACCCCAGCAGCAACACCACCGCGGCCACGGACGACGCUCGAGCUGGGACCCCGAGUACGCCACAGCCAGCGCUAGCGUCGGGGCCGAAAAGGUACCGGAGAAGAUGCGCAGCUCACCUGCGCCGCAACCACAACAGCGACCGCAGCGUCAAGCGCAGCCGCGCCGGCUGCCGGAACCAGCCCAGAAUCUCAGCCAGCCGGUGGCGUACGGCGCCGACGCGGCUUUUGGCAACACCUCGCCGCCGCCACGCACGCUGCGCCGGCAGGCCAGCCUUACGAAGCGCAUUGCCGAGUAUAUACGGCCGCCCAAGACUGCGAUGCGGCAGAUUGAGACACUGGUCGAGUAGGCAGUUGGCGCGGGGUAAUUCGUGAGCGAUGCGAUGCGCUCGAGAGAUCGCCGGCGGGUGAGCGGGGAAGGAGAUGUUGGGGUUGAGGUGGUAUUCUUGGAGUGUGUCAUUUUGAGAUUUGCAUAUCCAUUGCGAUCUUCGAUUUUUUUUUGUGGAGAGGGUCACACUCUCGAUCCCUUUGCGGGGACCGAAGGAAAACCCCUGUCAUCACGGGCACAUCACUUCACAAUGGCAUGCCGCAGUUGAAGUUGCCUCGCGGUCUGGCGUUUCGAAUAAAACACAAGCGAAGCAUCCG